AUGGCCGACCCAACACUCCAGCCGCCGCAGCACUGGACCGACCUGCCGGAAGAAGAUGACACCGACUCAGCCCUCGGCGAUGACGCCGCCAGCUCGACGGCUUCAAUAACGUCCAGCAUCCUGCAAUACCGCACGAUCAACGGGCGCACGUACCACAGCGACAUGGGAAAUAACAACUAUUGGGGCGCGAAUGACGAGCGGCAGAACGAGACGCUGGACAUCCAACACCAUUUGUUCACGCUCAGCAUGGAUGGAAAGCUCCACUUUGCACCGUUGAAAGACGACAUUGAGGCAAUUGACAUCGGAACCGGCACGGGCCUCUGGGCUAUUGACUUUGGCGACCAAUACCCAAACUGCAAGGUAAUCGGCACCGACCUCUCGCCGAUCCAGUCGCCAUGGGUGCCGCCCAACGUGCUCUUCCAGAUUGACGACUUCACGCUCGACUGGACGUUCAGGCCCAACUCGCUUGACUUUGUGCACACGCGCUGGCUGAUUGGCAGCGUGCCCGACUGGACGGUGCUGAUGAAGCAGGCGUACGCGGCCCUCAAGCCCGGCGGCUGGAUCGAGACGUACGAGUGCAACGGCUUCUUCCAGUCGGACGACGACUCCGUGCCCGAAAUGAGCGCCCUCGCUCAAUGGGGCGUCAUCUUCCGUGAAGGUGCCCGGAAGCUCGGCUCAACCUGUUCCUUCAGCGUCCCGCGCGACGGGGUCCAGAAGAAGGCGGCCAAGGCGGCCGGUUUCGUCGAGAUCCACGAAAAACUCCUCAAGAUCCCCAUCUCUGAGUGGUCCGACGACCCGAAGCUGCGCGAGAUCGGCCUCUACUCGCGGGCCGCCAUCGAAAAUGACACCGAGGGCAGCGUAGGCCUCCUGGCCGGACAGCUCGGCUGGUCCAAGGAGGCCAUCCAUGUCUACGCCGCCCACGUGCGCAAGGAGCUGCGCGCGCUCAAAUCCCAUGCCUAUUACAAUUCCCUCGUGGUCUGGGCCCAGAAGCCGCUGGUGGAACAAACGCCGCUGCCAGAGGAAGAGCCGGUGCUAGUGGAAGCUCCUCUCGACGAAGUACCCGUGCCGGCUGAAGCACCAGUGCCAGCGGCAAUACCGGCUCCAAAGGAAGAGUGA
Messenger RNA from Grosmannia clavigera kw1407, 1116 nucleotides. RefSeq names its product methyltransferase type 12. The record is from RefSeq and is a predicted model, not a curated record. Bases 1 to 1116 code for a protein of 371 amino acids. Lineage: Eukaryota; Fungi; Ascomycota; Sordariomycetes; Ophiostomatales; Ophiostomataceae. The transcript is spliced from 7 exons. Gene Ontology annotation, molecular function: methyltransferase activity.